This is a messenger RNA of Homo sapiens (human), 6170 nucleotides long. RefSeq names its product Ras and Rab interactor 2 (gene RIN2). The record is from RefSeq and is a predicted model, not a curated record. Gene Ontology annotation, cellular component: cytoplasm. Gene Ontology annotation, molecular function: guanyl-nucleotide exchange factor activity. The transcript is spliced from 9 exons. Gene Ontology annotation, biological process: vesicle-mediated transport; signal transduction. The coding region runs from base 51 to 2024 and encodes 657 amino acids. NCBI's taxonomy places the organism in Eukaryota, Metazoa, Chordata, Mammalia, Primates, Hominidae.
AGCUGUCCCUCUGUGAUCAGCCACAUUCAAUCUAUAAACUUCCAGUGCAGAUGAUGGGGACAUCUAAUAUUGGGUCUGUUCACAUUUCAGCAGGAGGUGAAACACACAAAGAGUCCCCGGCGUGCAGUGGAGCCUCGCUGGGGGAAAUGACAGCUUGGACCAUGGGCGCCCGCGGUCUGGACAAGCGAGGAAGUUUCUUUAAGCUCAUUGACACAAUUGCCUCGGAGAUCGGAGAACUGAAACAGGAGAUGGUGCGGACAGAUGUCAACCUGGAAAAUGGCCUGGAACCCGCUGAAACCCACAGCAUGGUAAGACACAAGGAUGGUGGCUAUUCCGAGGAAGAGGACGUGAAGACCUGUGCCCGGGACUCAGGCUAUGACAGCCUCUCCAACAGGCUCAGCAUCUUGGACCGGCUCCUCCACACCCACCCCAUAUGGCUGCAGCUGAGUCUGAGUGAGGAGGAGGCAGCAGAGGUCCUGCAGGCCCAGCCUCCGGGGAUCUUCCUGGUUCAUAAAUCUACCAAGAUGCAGAAGAAAGUCCUCUCCCUCCGCCUGCCCUGUGAAUUUGGGGCCCCACUCAAGGAAUUUGCCAUAAAGGAAAGCACAUACACCUUUUCCCUGGAAGGCUCAGGAAUCAGUUUCGCAGAUUUAUUCCGGCUCAUUGCUUUCUACUGCAUCAGCAGGGAUGUUCUACCAUUUACCUUGAAGUUGCCUUAUGCCAUUUCAACAGCCAAGUCGGAGGCUCAGCUUGAAGAACUGGCCCAGAUGGGACUAAAUUUCUGGAGCUCCCCAGCUGACAGCAAACCCCCGAACCUUCCACCUCCCCAUAGGCCUCUUUCCUCCGACGGUGUCUGUCCUGCCUCCCUGCGUCAGCUCUGCCUUAUAAAUGGAGUGCAUUCUAUCAAAACCAGGACGCCUUCAGAGCUGGAGUGCAGCCAGACCAACGGGGCCCUGUGCUUUAUUAAUCCCCUUUUCUUGAAAGUGCACAGCCAGGACCUCAGUGGAGGCCUGAAACGGCCGAGCACAAGGACUCCCAACGCGAAUGGCACGGAGCGGACUCGGUCCCCCCCACCCAGGCCCCCGCCACCCGCUAUUAAUAGUCUCCACACAAGCCCUCGGCUGGCCAGGACUGAAACCCAGACGAGCAUGCCAGAAACAGUCAACCAUAACAAACAUGGGAACGUAGCUCUGCCUGGAACGAAACCAACUCCCAUCCCUCCACCCCGGCUGAAGAAGCAGGCUUCUUUUCUGGAAGCAGAGGGCGGUGCAAAGACCUUGAGCGGCGGCCGGCCGGGCGCAGGCCCGGAGCUGGAGCUGGGCACAGCUGGCAGCCCAGGUGGGGCCCCGCCUGAGGCCGCCCCGGGGGAUUGCACAAGGGCCCCGCCGCCCAGCUCUGAAUCACGGCCCCCGUGCCAUGGAGGCCGGCAGCGGCUGAGCGACAUGAGCAUUUCUACUUCCUCCUCCGACUCGCUGGAGUUCGACCGGAGCAUGCCUCUGUUUGGCUACGAGGCGGACACCAACAGCAGCCUGGAGGACUACGAGGGGGAAAGUGACCAAGAGACCAUGGCGCCCCCCAUCAAGUCCAAAAAGAAAAGGAGCAGCUCCUUCGUGCUGCCCAAGCUCGUCAAGUCCCAGCUGCAGAAGGUGAGCGGGGUGUUCAGCUCCUUCAUGACCCCGGAGAAGCGGAUGGUCCGCAGGAUCGCCGAGCUUUCCCGGGACAAAUGCACCUACUUCGGGUGCUUAGUGCAGGACUACGUGAGCUUCCUGCAGGAGAACAAGGAGUGCCACGUGUCCAGCACCGACAUGCUGCAGACCAUCCGGCAGUUCAUGACCCAGGUCAAGAACUAUUUGUCUCAGAGCUCGGAGCUGGACCCCCCCAUCGAGUCGCUGAUCCCUGAAGACCAAAUAGUUUACUCCGAAGUUCAAAACAACACCCAGCUCCACCUUCUCUCCCGGUUUGAAUGGAAAAAUCAGUUUCUCAAAGUAGCUGCUGACUGCCAGACUCAAAAAUGUCUUCGGGAGUGACAGAUUGGAGCUGCACAGUGAUUCUGUUCAGGGAUGGAGUUUGGUCCUCUGUGGGUCCAGCUGCCGCCUGCUGUGGUAACGUGUGUGUGUUACAUGUGCCGGGUGUUUCUGGACGCGUGCUUCUCUGCAGGCUGUGCAUACAUACAAAGGUAGUUUUGUUAUCUUCUGAGAGGCAGUGGGUAUUUUGUUCUGUCUUGGUUGCAAGUAAACUUUUUAUUGAGGUGUAGCAUAUGUUCAGAGAGCACAAAACUCACGUAUGCAUUGGAAUGAGUUUCCACCGCAAGCUUACCUGUGGGACAACUACCAACCCCUGGAUAAGCAGAACCUGACCAGCAUCUAGGGACCCCGGGCCCCCUGUUCUCCCUCAAGGUUACCAUCCUGCUGGCUCCUCAUCCCAUACACUUCUGUAAGCAGCACGGCUUGGGAGUAAGCAAAAACUGAAAAAGACAAGUUUGUUUUGUGUAACUUUAAAAUAAGUAACAUAGUUUGGAGGUCACAUGAAAGGUGUUUUCUCCAACUUCAAGGGGAAAUUCUUUCUUUAUAAUCUCAUUUAAAGGAUGAGUUGCUAAUGGUUACUUUGGCCAAGGCAAAUUUGAAUUUGGCAAGCAGUCUUUUCUUCCAGGGUGAGAAUGUUGAAGGUUCUUUGUUUGUUUGUUUGUUGUUUUUAAUUUUAGAAGGUUGACUCUUGAAGGUUAAUUUCAGAGACUUUAUUCACCAGGCAGCAGGAGCCUUUGGAGCUACCAAACAUUUCCAGGCGGUUCAGAAGCUACACCCCAAUUUUUUCUUUCUGAUUGGGUCCAUUUGUUGAAAGUAGUAAACAGUGUGUGAUAGAGGGCUCUUUCUCUUUCUCUGUCUCUCUCUCUCUCUCCUCUCUUUUUUCUCGUUUAAGUGAUUUUCAGCAGCUCUUUGAUUUUCUCACAAAGGAAUCAAAGCCUUGUUUGUUUUCUUGUGGUUUGACUGAGGCCAGGCCUGGUUGAUCAGGGCGUGGUUAAAGCUGGGGUGUUGCUGGAGUGAGUGGCUAAAGGAAUGUGCCCUUGUGAGGUGCCUUCUAAUUGAAAAAGACAUCAAGGAGACAGCAGAAUAUCCACACAGGCUGCCUUUUUCCCCAUCCCACCAGAGACCCGCUCUCAAGGGAGACCAUAUCUGACUCAGUAUUAACAGAAACCCAACCUGCAGGAGAAGCUUCCUCUUAGGGGCUGGGGUCAGAGGGGGGUGCAGCCAGGCAGGGGCUGAUGUCAGGCCUGAGCUAUGUGGCCAGCGGCGCCAACCAGCCCACAGUGCCUGGCCUUCCCUCCCUGCUGAUGCUGUAAGAACCAACCCAAGUUAGUCCCGGGAAGCUCUUCAGCCAGCUCCUUUUGUAGUUAAAUUCGGAUGUGGUACUUGCUCUUAGAACUCAAGGACUCACUCAUUUUCUCCAAAAAACAUGCUAAAAUUAUGUAUUUCACUACUCUAGAAGGAUGCAGCCUUUAAUUUAAAAUGAUUUAUGGAGCUUCGAGUAUAAGCCCGGCAGCCUGUCCAAGCUAUUCCAGUGGGUCCUCACCUCACCCCUGUGAACAGGCAUCGUCAUCCCUUAAGGAUUGGAGGAAGGCAAGGAGGGCUCUGCCAGGCCAUGCCAUUUGUCUGACAGCCACACUCUCUAGUAAACUAGCAGGUGCGGUAUUUGAACUUCCAUUGGAUCAGAAGCCCACGUUUGCUGAGCUCACUGUUCUGCUGCUGCUGCUUGUGUUUCUAUUUUCUCAUCAGUAGUUCAGGGGAAUUGUAACUGCAGGGACAACCCUGUGUUGAGGCAGCUCAGACUAAAGCUCUCUGUUGAGUUAUGGAUAUGGCCUCCACAAGCAUUGCCAUGCUUUUUCUGUGGGUUUGUUUGGUUUGGUUUUUUUAAACUUUUGCACUAAAAGCAGUCAGUUCCUCCUGUUUCUUCACCAGUGAAACAGCAUUCUGUUUUGAAAGUAUAGUGACAGUGCUAGGCUUUUGAAAUAAAGAAGGUGAGUGGGAGCAGAGGUCAACCUGAGAAACUCAUCACAAGUCCAGGUGGAAGGAAAGAUGCGACCCUAACUAUUAGAAAGCCAGUCCCCAUAGAGGUGCACUUUAUUAGAUUAGGCCUCUGACCAGAACAUGGACUUAGCCAGCCCACUUGUCUAUGUGGGCUUAAAAACUGGUCUAUGUCUGCUUUAAAAAAAAAAAUCUAGUUCUAUCCUCAUUUCCUAUAGCUUCUGAAGAAGAUAGCUCUGAACUAGAAGACAGAAUUCUAAUUUAAAGCCUAGAUUUAUGGAACAACUUGAAGUCAAGAAGGUAGGAGGAGAUAAUACACUGGUUUAAUCCAUGUAUGUUAGAGCAGUCAUUCUUAGGUGAAAAUGACCCUGUGAAUGCAUGCACAUGUAUCCCUUUAGUAUAUGGAGAUACUACUCAUCUGUCUUCUUCAGAGGGUGGUUCUUCAGUUACAUAGAGAAAAGCUAAUGAGAAAAACAAAUAGUUCUCAGUCACUUUCCUUUUGCCCAUGUGCUGGUGUCACUAUCCUUUCUAGCACUUUCUAGACAAGUGCAAAUGAUAAACAGUGAAUCAAUCUCAAAACCGAAAAACUGCCCCUGUAAAUGAUUAUGUUCUCUCAUGGAGAAUUUGCAUUCUAUUUAGACUACCCUUUGGAGCACUUCCAACCAAAAGCCCUGCUAUGCAGAGGUUCCUGAAUACAUGUUCAUUGCCUGGCACCAGCUUGGCUCUCCUGGUUGGAGAGACACGGGCUCGUUCCUGUGUGUGCCAGCUCUCUAUUCAUUCCAGGCCACAUACUGGGCUUCCCUCCCAGAGAGCCAUCACCUACUCUCACCCUUCCAGAGUGGUACAUGGAAGAACAGACAAAUGCUUUAAUAAGAAGUGUGCAGUUUGGGGGCCCUACUUAAAGUAUUGGGAUCAACCUCUUCACGGACAGUGUGCUGCGCUCAUUACUGAUGACCCAUGCUAUAGGAUGUAGAUGGGGUGAAAUCACUUCCUGCUUCAACACACGUUCCUCACUGGUGGGUGUUCACAUCCCACCACUCUUGCUUUAGUCUUUUUCAACCCAUGGGGGAUAUCCAACCAAAGUUUCUGGUAGAGAAAUCUUCAUUUUGCAGAACUUGUUGCAAUGGUGUGGUUAGUGUUUUCAUUUUAGUAAAAUGAUGUUUAUUUCUGACUUGAUGUCAGUCUUGGGAAAUCCCUCUGUUUUCAAGGCUUGUUUCAAGAAAAACAAAAUUUGUCCAAAUCCAAACAUGUUAGUAAUCUUAAAUUUUCUAUUUCAUUCAGAUACUCUCCACAGACUAUCAGCAGUGAUACAAAAGAGCCAACUAUUCAUAUUCCUAGAAGUCAGUAGCAGAAAAGAGACAGUACUGUGCUUAUUUAAGUGCUACAAACCAAAAUGUAUGUUUUCUCCAAAGAGCAAUUUAACAAUUUGAAGAAAAAGUACCCUUAAAGUCAAUUUCCACAUAUUUCAAAGGUCACUUCGAUUUACGUAUCUGAGUGUUUUUUGUUUGUUAAUAGAGAAAUGAUACGGAAAAUGUGGUUAGACACCGGAGAGUAUAGCGCAUAUAGAAAAGGUGAUUGAAAUGAUUCCCGGGGAGUUAAACAAUCACAACUACUCUGGUUCAGAUCUGGGUUUUUUUUGUUUUUGUUUUUGUUUUCAAAUGAGUAUUUAAGCUGGCUCUAGCUUCAAUAUCUAGUGUGACUUGUUUUUAAUUUUUCAGGUCACAGUUUGGUUCAAGCCCCUGAGUUAUCUGGGUUAUUUUUUAAGAUAAAGAGCUAUUCUGGGGCCAGGUGCAGUGGCUCACACCUGUAAUCUCAGCACUUAAGGAGGCCGAGGUGGGUGGAUCACCUGAGGUCAGGAGUUUGAGACCAGCCUGGCCAACAUGGUGAAACCCAGUCUCUACUAAAAAUACAAAAAAAUUAGCCAGGCAUGAUGGUGGAUGCCUGUAAUCCCAGCUACUCAGAGGCUGAGGCAGGAGAAUCACUUGAACCCGGGAGGCGGAGGUUGCAAUAAGCCGAGAUCAUGCCAUUGCACUCCAGCCUGGGCAACAAGAGUGAAACUCCAUCUCAAAAAAAAAAAAAAAAAAAAAACUCUUCUGAGAGGUGUAGCCAGGGAGGCAUGUUAGUGCCAAACAGAGAUUAAAACCUUGAAUCUUC